AUGUUGUCCUUAGUUGGCUUAGGGCUUGGCAGCCCCGAUGACGUGACAGUCCGUGGUCGUGAGGUGAUCCGUCGCUCAGACGUCCUAUAUCUUGACGCCUGUACAGCGCUUUUUCCUGGUUGCGAACAGGAGAAUAUGCGUGAGCUAUUCGGAAAGCCUAUCCGACUUGCCGAUCGUUCAUUGAUUGGUCGGGUCAGCAGCCGAGAUGUUGCGCUGUGUUAAGAAAGACGGACAGCGAGUCGCGUUUCUGGUUGUCGGUGACCUACUCUGUGCGACGACACAUACCGACCUUAUCUUAAGGUGCAGGGUGAAGAAGAUUCCAACCGAAGUCGUCCACAAUGCCAGCAUCAUGAACGCGGUCUCGUCCUGUGGUCUUCAGCUCUACAGAUUUGGGGAAGCGGUACUUGAAAAUUAAGACAAACUUUUUGUUGGUAAGUCAUCAAUAUGAAACUCACUCCAACAACAGGCAUCGCUUUCCUUCUGUACUUGCAGAUUAAAACAAACUUUUCGUUGAUAAGCUAACUCGACGUAGUAUGCGUGUAGAUGUAGUUUGAGUAGUACCAACAUUGUUCCAUUAACAUGGCUUUGCAUCAUCAAUAUGAUACUCCAACAGUUUGAUACUCCACCACCAGUUUGCAUCUCACGCCAACAACUGGUAUCCACUCCUUCUGGACCGCUUGAGGGAAGCCGGAGUCUUUCUUCGAUAAGGUCGAGGACAACCGCAAGCGAGGUUGCCAUACAUUGUGUCUCCUAAACAUCCAAGUAAAGGAACGUUCAGAGGAGAAAAUGCUAAAAGGCCGUAUGGACAUCUUCGAGCCUCCACGCUAUAUGUCCAUUCCUCAGCCACUUUCGCAAUUUUCACAAAUAGUAGAUGGGAGACAAGAGGAAGUGGAAGCCGCAUCUUCUAAGGAAACCGAUGAAGUGACCACUAGUAAGGAUGAGGAGGAUCCACCCACUCCAAGUACGACAUCUACAACCUCGGAAGGAGAAGCAGAAGCAGAGAACGAAACUACAAGUGCAACAUCAACCCAAAAGCAUUGGCUUCAGCAAGAAAAUAAUAUUGUUGGUAUCGCGCGCCUUUUUGCUAGUGAUGAAUGCAUUCGUUGCGGCACGGUGAAAGAACUAAUCAAUGCCGAAUUCGGUCCGCCUUUACACGCUUUAGUGAUUCCUGCUGACGACCUUCACGAGUGCGAACAGGAUUACAUUGAUUUUUAC
Messenger RNA from Amoebophrya sp. A25, 1215 nucleotides. The record is from the annotation of a GenBank genome assembly. NCBI's taxonomy places the organism in Eukaryota, Dinophyceae, Syndiniales, Amoebophryaceae.